This is a messenger RNA of Drosophila subobscura, 2093 nucleotides long. RefSeq names its product sodium-dependent nutrient amino acid transporter 1. The record is from RefSeq and is a predicted model, not a curated record. Gene Ontology annotation, biological process: sodium ion transmembrane transport. Gene Ontology annotation, cellular component: membrane. Lineage: Eukaryota; Metazoa; Arthropoda; Insecta; Diptera; Drosophilidae. The coding region runs from base 56 to 1987 and encodes 643 amino acids. The transcript is spliced from 6 exons. Gene Ontology annotation, molecular function: L-amino acid transmembrane transporter activity.
GUUUACGUGAAAACUCGCAGCUAAUAGAACUGUCGACUGUAUUUUGCAGGAAAAUAUGGAAACAGUGAAUCAGAAUCAUCAAAAUCCGGGCUUUAUUGGCGACGAUGGACGUAGCACAGCGAGCACUGUGGUGAUAUCGUCCAACGGUUCGAUGCCGGGCACGGGUCUCGAUAAUGCCGAGCAGGAGUCAGGCACAGCCAAAUUGCCAGAGGAACGCGCCACGUGGGGCAAGGGAGUGGAGUUCCUAAUGUCCUGCAUCGCCAUGUCCGUGGGCCUCGGCAAUGUCUGGCGAUUCCCCUUCACUGCACUGGACAAUGGCGGUGGCGCCUUCCUCAUACCGUAUCUCAUUGUGCUGUUUCUGAUUGGAAAACCGAUUUACUAUCUGGAAAUGGUAAUUGGUCAGUUUUCCAGUCGCGGUUCGGUAAAGGUUUUCGAUUUGUGUCCAGCGAUGAAAGGUGUUGGAAUCGGUCAGGCACUCCAGGUGUUUAUGCUCAGCACAUACUAUGCCGCAUUGGUGGCUAUAAUUGGUCGAUACUUUUAUGAAUCAUUCCGCAAUCCAUUGCCCUGGGCUACCUGCCACGAGAAGUGGGGUAGCAACUGCAUUGAUUCCGCCCCCGAUACACGUAACUUGCUUCCAAAAGACACACAAGAUGAUCAACAAAAUUUUACAACUAAUGAUCCCGCUAAUCAGCGGGUUCGGACCAGUUCAGAAUGGUAUUUUGUCAAGGAGGUGCUGCACGAGAAGCCAGACAUUAUCGAUGGCAUUGGUCUGCCCAACUGGGAAUUGGUUAUUGGUUUAUUUGUCGCCUGGCUGUGCGUCUUCCUCAUUAUUCGACGCGGCGUCAAGAGCUCCGGCAAGGCCUCCUAUUUCCUGGCCAUCUUCCCGUACGUCAUCAUGGGUGUUCUCCUAAUUCGUGCCGUUACGCUGCCAGGCGCCGCUGAUGGCAUUCUGUACUUCAUCAAGCCGCAGUGGGGAAAAAUCUUGGAUCCGAAAGUGUGGUAUGCCGCCGUCACGCAAUGUUUUUACUCGCUCUCCGUUUGCUUUGGAAACAUAAUCAUGUACUCGUCCUUCAACAAAUUUGGCCACAAUGUUCAUCGAGAUGCGGCGAUUGUCACGGGUCUGGAUACGGUCACAUCCCUGCUCGCGGGUUUCACCAUCUUCGGUAUACUAGGCCACUUGGCCCACGAGAUAGGCACCGAUGACAUAGGCACUGUGGUGAAGGGCGGAGCUGGCCUCGCCUUUAUCUCGUAUCCGGAUGCCAUUGCCAAGUUCAAACAGCUUCCGCAGAUCUUCUCGGUGCUUUUCUUCUUGAUGCUUUUUGUACUGGGCAUUGGCUCAAAUAUCGCUAUGACUUCAUGCUCGGUGACGGCCAUAAGAGAUCGGUUUCCACACUUCAAGCAAUGGCAGUGUUCGCUGUUUAUAGCAAUCAUUAGCUUUGCCAUUGGAUUAAUGUACAUAACGCCGGGCGGACAGUAUAUGCUGACGUUGGUGGACUUUUUUGGUGCCUCAAUGAUUGCUUUGGUCCUGGGCAUUGCAGAGCUCUACACGAUUGGCUGGAUCUAUGGCACUGAUCGCCUGUGCAAAGACAUUGAGUUCAUGUUAGGUCGCAAAGUUGGUCUCUACUGGCGACUCUGCUGGAGCAUCAUCACGCCAUUGAUUAUGACUGUGAUUUUGAUCUACUUCUAUGCCACCUAUGAACCCUUGGCCUACAAUGACAAAAUCUAUCCAAGCUGGGCUUACAGCAUUGGUUGGACCAUCACUGCGUUUGGUAUUUUACAGCUACCCGCUUGGAUGAUUGUGGCCAUUGUCCGGGAUCCAGGAAAAACUUUUUCUGAGAAAAUCUCUGGUGCUUUCAAGCCAUACAGAAACUGGGGUCCCCUCGAUCCCCUGCUGAGGGAGCAGUAUCACAAAGAGAUUGAAAACGAAUUGACACCGAAACGGGGUCAAGGCGUUUGGGCCGCCAUUAAGCAGAACAUUUUUGGUUAGCUGUUGAUAAAAAUUGAGAGAGAAUAUUUUUAAAGAUGUGUAAAAACUAUAUUAAACGGUCUUGUAUAGCUCCUAAGUCUGCCAAUAAAGUCAAUAAGUAUGUAAA